This is a messenger RNA of Aspergillus wentii DTO 134E9, 931 nucleotides long. RefSeq lists its product as uncharacterized. The record is from RefSeq and is a predicted model, not a curated record. Gene Ontology annotation, molecular function: oxidoreductase activity, acting on NAD(P)H, oxygen as acceptor. Bases 30 to 860 code for a protein of 276 amino acids. Gene Ontology annotation, cellular component: intracellular anatomical structure. NCBI's taxonomy places the organism in Eukaryota, Fungi, Ascomycota, Eurotiomycetes, Eurotiales, Aspergillaceae. The transcript has 5 exons.
GUCAUUGUCAUUAUUAUAUCCACGCCAACAUGUCUAUGAACGAGCAAGAUUGCACCGUCCUCAGAGAGGGCUUUCCUCGCCCUUUCCCCAACACGCCUACUAAUGUUCUCGAGCAGCUUUCGCUGAAGGGCAAGGUGGUUGUUGUUACUGGGGCUGCGGAUGGAAUUGGGUAUGCGGUGGCUGAGGGUAUCGCCGAGGCGAGUGGCAAUAUUGCCAUGUGGUAUAAUUCCAAUCCUGUUGCCGUUGAAAAGGCAGAGGGUUUGGCUAAGACUCAUGGAGUCAAAACAGCUGCUUACAAGGUUGAUGUGUCGGACCCUGAAAAUGUCCAAAGCGCCAUCGCGGAUGUUGUCAAAGACUUCGGAAAAAUCGAUGUUUUUAUCGCCAACGCCGGAAUGGCAAUCUCCAAACCUAUCCUGGAACAAACCCUCGAAGAAUACAGAAAGCAGAUGUCCGUAAACGUCGACGGUGUCCUCUACUGCUCCAAAUACGCCGGCGAAGUGUUCCACCGCCAAGGCUUCGGCAACCUCAUCAUAACAUCCAGCAUGAGCGGACACAUCGUCAACGUCCCCGUCGACCAGCCCGUGUACAACGCGUCCAAGGCGUUCGUGACGCACUUUGGCAAGUCGCUUGCGCGCGAGUGGCGCGAGUUUGCACGCGUUAAUAUCGUUUCCCCCGGAUUCUUUGAUACGAAGAUGGGCGCUGGCCCGCUUGCGUUGAAUGAGGCGUAUCGGAUGUCGUCAUUGGGGAGACAGGGGCAUGUUAAGGAGAUUAAGGGAUUGUAUUUGUAUUUGGCGAGUGAUGCUUCGACGUAUAUGACUGGUAGUGAUGUGCUUAUUGAUGGGGGGUAUGUUUUGCCUUAGAAAGGAGAUUUGGGAGGAUAUAUUAUAGAGAAUGAAUAGACUAUUUUGUUAUCAAGAUGGCUGGUUACGAG